Molecule: messenger RNA, 4143 nt
Organism: Rhinocladiella mackenziei CBS 650.93
Lineage: Eukaryota; Fungi; Ascomycota; Eurotiomycetes; Chaetothyriales; Herpotrichiellaceae
Exons: 1
Coding region: 1-4143 (1380 amino acids)
Biological process (GO): protein deubiquitination
Molecular function (GO): cysteine-type deubiquitinase activity; protein binding
Source: RefSeq, a predicted model, not a curated record
AUGUCCAGUUCUCAGAACUCUCCCGUUUUAGUUCAGCAUGCCUCUCCCCCACAUACCCUGAGCCCUGAAGUCACCGUCGUUUCGAUCUCGACCUUCAGCCCAGAACCUCAAAACCAAUCUUCUCCACUGCAGGAACCGCCUGCCGAACCUGUACUUACAUCCGCUCCACAGGUUGGAAUCGAGCUGCCUCCUCCCACGCCCGAAAUGCCUGAUACAGAGAUGGCCGACGUUCCUCCUCCGAAUCCAGGGCCUCCGGCAGAGCUUAAUCCGGAACAUCAGCAAGAGCAGGAGCCGGAGCAUAUGAAUACUAGUGAAGAGGAGCCUCAGUCACAGGCCCCAGACGUCGUGGAAACAGAGGUUCUUUCUCUGGAAGGUGAAGCAACUACACAACUGUCGACGGUGCCAAGCGAAACACCAAGUCAAGAAACGCAAAUCCCUCCUCCCCCUCCGCCGGUUGUUGAAGAGCGUCGUCAUGAUGUUCCUGAAUGGGUGACUUGGGAGGAUGACCACUCGAAUCCUACCGAAGAUGAAAUGACUGAGAUCAGACUGAGGGAGUCCAGAGGGACAGAGCUGAGUGCCACAGACGUACCCAGUGUUGAGAAGCGGAUCUACCACGACGUGGAUGAUCCAGACCAGCGUCCGGUCAAGAAACUGCGGCUGAGUUGGGUCAUCAAAGGCGUCCGAGGGACCAAGGACAAACCAAAUCAUGCCAGGGUCAUGGUUUCUCCUCCGGCUUUGGUAGAUGGGAACUACUGGCAGAUCAAAUUCUACCCGCGAGGGAACAAAUGUAUGUCCUUGAGUGCAUACAUCAAAUGCAGCAGACGUUCUCCCAAGUCCGAAAUCGACAUCCCUGGCACCUUUUCUUUCUUCCAAGGCUCCCCCGAAGCUGAUCUUGGUGAUGGAGCCGUGCCGGUCCAGAAAAUUGAGAUUGAACCCGGUCCAAAGGAGAACGAGCAUACCACCUCCGCGCUGUCGACGACCUCGUCGGACUCCCAGAAGCAAGAUAGCAAUCCCAACACGGAAGAGUCAAAGCCCGAUUCUUCACAAGCUGACGAGAGCGAAUCCCGGGACGCCGGAGCCGCGAAGAAUCAUGCGGAGGAGGAUUGGCGAGUGUCUGCACAGCUUGGAAUGGUCAUUUACAAUCCCCUCGAGCCUCGCACCUGCACGUACAUGUCUUCGGAACACCAAUUUGCCAAGUCCAACGACGACUGGGGAUGGACGAACUUUGUUGGACCUUGGAGAGACAUUCAUCUCCGACAGCAUUGCCAAAGAACCCCUCUCCUCCAGAACGACACUAUUGCCAUCGAUGCCUACAUUCGCAUCUUCGACGACCCCAGCCAGGCGUUAUGGUGGCAUUCGUCUGACACGGAGUCUCAGUGGGACUCCAAGACACUCGCCGGCUACUUCCCUAUGGGUACUCCUCCGCUUUACCAUAGCCCUGGUGUCGCUGGAGUGACCGCAUGGCUUCUUCUGGCCCCCUUCCGCCAGGUUCUUCAAAAUGCCGAUGCCGGAGGAUGGCGCCGAGACUCUCAGAUUCGUCCGCGACCGAUUAUCUGCCAUCUUCAGAUGAUUCUAUUCCUGAUGCGCUCACUGAGGAGAGAUCGAGAGACUUACGUUGACGUGUAUUCUGCGCUUCAAGCACUCGAGGAAUUGGGAGAAAACUACACCGAUGUCAAGACAUUUUGGGAGGUACUUCGAAGAACAGUUGAACUCGAAUUGGCAGACGACGAGUCUUCGUUAAAAAGUCUGAGCGCCAUCUUUGACACGCCGGAAGGCCCCAUCUCUGUUCCCCCACUCCCUGUCGAGGGUGUCAGUGACGUUCAGCAAGGUCUCGAGCAAGUUCUACGCACCGAGAACUUUAAAGGCCGUCUUCCCAACUUUUUGCCGCUUUCGCUCGCUCGCCAGAAAUUCGACAAGACUUCGCGAGAUUGGAAGCUGCUACACGACCGUGUCGUCUUGAACGAAGAGCUCGAUGUCUCGAAAUUCUGCCGUGAAGGCGAGCCGGGCAGAUACACUCUCUAUGGAUUCAUGGUUCAUGUCGGCGAAAGAAAGUCUGGAAAAUUCUACAGUGUCUUACGGCCUGGUGGACCAAAUACCAAAUGGCUUGCUUUUGAAGACGGCGACGGAAAUAAGGUUUUCUCGUACACCCGGAAGCGAAUCCAGGACUUUGAAGGGCUCGAAGGGCAAGCACUGAAGGAUUUUACUUCCACGAGACAGACAGCCUAUCUCGCCAUGUACGUCAAAACUGACCGCCUUCAAGAGUACCUGCCGGGCGAGUUAGAGCCAUACAAACUUCCCAAAUGGCUUGUGCCUUACCUCGAGUCCCAAUUCCAGGAGGGAGAUGAUAUCUUUGCAGAAGACGGGGCGAGCGACGAGUCGGAAGAAGUUAACGUCGAAAUAUACUCUGAAGAAGGCCUGAUCGGUCGGCAGGGCCUCCUCGACAUGUUCAACAUCAAGCAACAAUCUCAACACAAGGGGAAGUUCCACAUCAUGCGCACGUCGAAAACUUCGACCUACCAGGACCUUAGGAACCAAUUAGCUCAAAGGCUCGCGAUUGGGGACCCUGAAAAAAUUCGGCUCUUUCUUAUGAGCUACAUUGGUAUGGGACAUUACAUGAGUGCACAGAUGAAAUCUGUCUGUCUAAAAGACGCUGUGGGAAGCGGACGACCCACUGGCCAACCAUUAUGCUUGUGGAUGUCGACUCUCAAAAAUCAAGAGGAACUUGAACUGUUCGGUGAUCCUGACUCUCCCGUCGCCCAAGUUCCCGUGGAUAGUUUACAGUCUCCACAACCUGAAUCUGCCUCCACUGAAAAUUCUGGCAGUUCCGUCGAGCAACAGGUCGCAGCUCCUGAUACUGAGCAAAGUUCAGUGCAGGCAGCUGUUGCCACCGGUGGUGCGCAAAUAGGAUCCGAAAUUGGCGAGCCCUCAGCUGAAGAGGAGGUCAUCGAGAACCCAGACACUCCGAUGCAGCUGGAAGUUCCACCUCCCACGGCCGAGGAGAGUCUCACCGCCAAUGUCCCGCACGGUCACCUCAUCAAUGCAGCAGCCCACGGAGAUUCGACACCUAUGGAAAACGCAACGGAGAACGACGGCCCUCAGGAAGUUCCUAACCCGGAAGAGACCCGGUUGUCUGCUGCCGAACAAACAAUCACUGCCGCGGCCAAUCAAGGGGACAGUGAAGCGAUGGACUUUGUGAUGAGCUCUGGCACCGAAUCUUCCGAAAAUGACACCUCACAAUCGGCCGAAUCAUCCGAAUCAGCCCCAGCAUCGGCCACUCAACGACAAGGGCCAGUCGACAAUGUCUACGGCUUCAUACAGAUCUUUGAGGUUGACAAGCAAAAUUUCAGCGUGCAUGAUACAUUCUUUGCAAGAUGCGACGACAAGGUGAGGGACUUUAUCCGACGGCGCAUGGGAUACGAUGCCGAUAAAGAAUUGAACAUUUGGCGUAGGGAGUCGGUGGUGGACGGCAGUGCUAUCGGACCGGAUGACACGUUUAGAGAUCCUAAAUUCGUCAAUGGCGUUGACUUGAUCGUUUCCGAACCCAUUCCGGAGGCAAGAAUCAAAGAGCUUGACAGAGAGGGUAAAUUCUCCAACCCAUUUGAGUUGUCAAAGUUUCUGCGAAAGGUCGACCGACGACAUCCGAUCGAAUCCAAGACAACCACUGACCCAAUCGAACUGGCAGACUUCGGGACUGAUUACUACAGAGGUCAUCUCGUCAAUGGACGGUUCCACGGAGAAAAUUCGCUCUGGAUCAGUUCCAAUGGGAACACAUACGAAGGCCCGCUAGUCUGCAACCAAAAAUGUGGCAAAGGAGGCAAGAUGACAUAUCAGAAUGGCGAUACGUACGAAGGCGAGUGGGAUGAUGACGAGCGUCAUGGGCAAGGUACCUUUGUCGAGCAUAGGACAGGCAACAAAUAUGUUGGCGGUUUUGAGUACGGAAAGCGUUGGGGUAUGGGAACGACAUACUGGAAGGUCGCUGAUGAGCAAGCAGAUCUCUGCCAGAUCUGUUACUCAGCCGAGAAAGAUGCGUUGUUUUUCGACUGCGGACAUGUCUGUUCUUGCGUCGAAUGUGCCAGGCAGUGCGAGUCCUGUCCCAUUUGCAGGAGAAGCAUCAAACAGGUCGUGCGGAUGUUCAAGGCGUAG